This is a messenger RNA of Hyla sarda, 1503 nucleotides long. It is a transcript of the gene C10H19orf85, whose product is annotated as chromosome 10 C19orf85 homolog. Lineage: Eukaryota; Metazoa; Chordata; Amphibia; Anura; Hylidae. The record is from RefSeq and is a predicted model, not a curated record. Bases 129 to 1268 code for a protein of 379 amino acids. The transcript has 3 exons.
CAGUCGGCACCACCGUAUCGACAAUCCACAUCUAAGACAAACCAAGAUGUCACGGGCACAGGUGCAUCAGUACUAGCCUCGGCAGGCGGCACUGCCCUCACAGACUUCUUGUCAAGCUGUAAAUCAUAAUGCAUCACAGGACUGCACAAUUUGCAUUUAACCUUUACCCACGUUCAGAAAUUGGGUUCCAUGAAUGUGGUCGUGAUCUCUUUACAUUUGUUACAGUGGCAUCAACCCAUAUUAUGCGUACACUACAAAGACCCAAAAAGAGCAGGCCGACCAAAAGGAAAGUGAAUCAUCGACGUUUCCUCCAAAACCAAAUUUACAGGAAAUACUCUGUUAUAGAAGCUGCCACACAGCAACUUGCCACUUCAAUUUUCUCACAGGAACCUGUGGUAGGAAAGCAAAAUCCACCCAAUAAUCUGAAUUAUUCAACAAUUGAAAACAGGAGUAAUUUAUUUAAAGAUACCAGGAAAGAAAAAAUAACUCAGUUACAAAAUGUACUUAAAUUCUCAUCCAAUCUGUCUGUGCUUCCAGAUGGGCAUCUGGAUAGCAGCACUUUUCUGGGAGUUGCAGAGGCUUAUCUUGUUCCAGAUACCAUUUCUAAAAUAGCAAUAAGUAUGGAUACAUUGGCUUGUGUCUCAGAUGAGGUUGACACAGUUGAGAGUCUAUUUGAUAACAUAACGGAUGAGGACAUUUUUUCUUCCCCUUAUGGUUUCCUACACCCAAAGACACACCAGUUACAUACAAAAACAAGGAGUGAACAUGAAUAUGAACCAGCCCUACAGACUGGACUAAUAUUUUGUGACACAGAUAAAGCCAAUAGGUUUCCUGAGAGUUUUGACAAAGCUGGUCAUCAAAUACCUUUCCUCCACAUGACACACGAUUCAAUGAAGAACAAAAGUAGUGACUUCCUCAUGAGUAGUCCAUGGAGUGAUCAUGAGAUUGUGCUACAUGAUGUUACUACACCAGAAGCCAUAUAUAUGUCUAACAAUGAAAAAAGAUCUCCAAAAGUGCCAUUCCCUGAAAAAGGCUACAUACAAGUACAAGCUGGCUAUGAAUGUGAUCAAGAUGUUAACACAGAUAAUGCAGAUUUCUCAGUAUUUCAGUUAAACAAAGGAAUACAAGAUACCCUACAUGAUAAAAUAUUCAUAGGCAAAGAAAUGGAGCUACAACCAAGCCAUGAAGAUGUAGAUUACAGUUUAUUUUGGGCAUCUUCCCCAGAACCAAAUACCAAAACGUAUACCAGCCACUAUUUUAAACCAUGAAUAUGAGGAAACAUGAUUGUGUAGCUCUUGGUGAGAUAAAUCUGAGUUUAUUGUAAUGUACUCAUGAGUAUAUACAAGAAAAAUGCCCAAUUCACUAUGUACUGUAUCUUCAUCUGAUGCUCACUGGGAUAUUGUGUUGCUAAUGCCUUACUAGAAUCUUGAUACAUUUGGUGGCCUAUAUGUUCAUCUGAACUUAUGCUGUCAGUUUGUUGAUUCAUGCUCUUUUUCUGCAAGU